UAUAAAAUUCCAAGUUCAAAGUGUGAUCUGAGCUCUAAUAUUGUAAGAUAACCAUGCAGACCAUAAACCUUUUAAUACAUCCACACCGACGCCUGCCGCUGCUACUACUACGACGACUACCGCGGCAGCACGCACUGUCCCUCUCUCCCUCAGUCCACACAGGGUCACACCAUGAGACUGGUGCUCCCUAACCCAGGACUGGAUCUCAGGAUUCCUAACCAUGAGGACCUGGACAGGAUUGAGAAGGAAGAGGCCGGCGGGAGGCAGAAGUGGGACAACAAAGCCCAGUACAUCCUGACCUGCGUGGGCUUCUGCAUUGGGCUGGGGAACGUGUGGAGGUUUCCUUACCUGUGCCAAAGUCAUGGGGGAGGUGCAUUUCUGAUCCCCUACCUCAUUCUGCUGGUGCUGGAGGGCAUGCCUCUCCUGCUGCUGGAGUUCGCCAUGGGUCAGCGUCUGAGGAAAGGCAGUGUGGGAGUGUGGAGGUCCAUCAACCCAUAUCUGACUGGAAUAGGUAUAGCCUCCAUGCUGGUGUCCUUUCUGGUCGCACUCUACUACAACACCUUGAUCGCCUGGAUCCUGUGGUAUCUUUUCAACUCCUUCCAAAGCCCUCUGCCUUGGGCACAGUGUCCUCUGAACGACAACGGGACAGGAUUUAUACCAGAGUGUGAACAGAGCUCCACUGUGGAUUAUUUCUUUUACAGAGUGACCCUGAACACCACAGCCUCUAUAGAAGACUCUGGAGGAAUCCACUGGCCCAUAGUGGUCUGCCUGUUAGCUGCCUGGACGGUUGUCGCCAUCUGCUGUAUAAGAGGAAUUAGCAGCACAGGCAAGGCGGUGUACGUCACUGCCAUUCUACCGUACGUGGUGCUGGGCAUUUUCCUGGUCAGAGGACUGACGCUCAAAGGGUCCUGGACUGGAAUCAAGUUUCUGUUCACGCCAGACGUGAACGAGUUGAUUGAACCGACGACCUGGUUGGACGCGGGAGCUCAAGUCUUCUAUGCUUUCGGUUUAGCAUGGGGAGGUCUCAUCUCUUUUUCAAGCUACAACCCUGUGCACAACAACUGUGUGCAGGACGCUGUCAUCCUGUCAGUAGUCACGGCCUUGACGUCAGUCUACGCCGCUGUAGUCACGUACACCAUCAUCGGAUUUAGAGCCACUGAGAAGUAUGAAAACUGCAUAAGUGGAAACAUCAUGACGUUAAUAAAUGCAUUCGAUCUUCCUGAAAACAACGUCACUACGAGCAACUACGAGGCGAUGCUGGGUCACCUCAACAACACUUACCCGGACGUCAUUCCGAGAUUGGACAUUAGGACAUGUGACAUGCAUAAACUUCUCAGUGAGGGAGUGGAGGGAACAGGUCUGGCUUUUAUCGUGUUUACAGAGGCCAUCACCAACAUGCCCGGUUCUCCCAUCUGGUCUGUGCUCUUCUUCCUCAUGCUUUUCUGUCUGGGACUGUCAACUCUGUUCGGCAACAUCGAAGGAGUGGUGGUCCCGUUGAAAGAUUUAAAAGUAUUUCCGAAAAAUUGGCCGCACGAAGCACUGACAGGAAUUACCUGCGUUGUGGCCUUCAUCAUCUGCCUCCUGUUCGCCCAACGCUCAGGGUUUUACUGGGUGACGGUCUUUGACAGCUUCGCAGGAUCAGUUCCACUUCUGACUGUUGGGCUGUUCGAGAUGAUAGCCGUCGUUUACAUCUACGGUGUAGACAGGCUCAAUGCCGAUAUAAAGUUCAUGGUUGGUUAUAAGCCCUCCAUCUUCUGGCAGGUGAUGUGGAGGGUCGUCAGUCCUCUGAUUGUCUUCAUAAUAUUAGUUUUCUACCUGGUGACACAAGCUCAGUCACAACUUCGAUAUUUAGUCUGGGAUCCGAAUUCUGAGGAGUUCCCGUCUCUGGUGUCAUCUCUGUAUCCAACCUGGAUCAAUGCUGUCAUUUUCCUCUUGGCUGGAGUUCCCAGUAUCGCAACGCCCGUCUAUGCAUUGUGCAGACUGGUCUAUGUUCGCUGUAAGAAACAAUAACAGACACUGAGAUACACUUCUUCCAACCAGUCGUUACCUGUGCUGCUAACUGCGGGACAACGUGUGGGAAAUAUAACAACCAGAGAUACCACGAUGAAGGACAUAUUUGUUCUGAUGUUUACCAAACAGCUAAACUCGGGCAUCGAAGGAGGGCUGCUGAUCGUUGAUAGUCGCUACAUCACAAAUUAGCAGAAUGUGCUAAACCACAAACGCAUCGCCUGAACUGCACAAGAUCACAGAUUUCUAAUUUACACCCAAUAAAAUUGCACCUUUUUUUAACUAAAACCAAUAGGUUUUAUUCCUGUUUUUUUUUUUUUUUUUGUUAACACUGAAAGCUUAGAAGGAAGUUCGAUUCCACAUUUUAAACAAUGUUCUAGGUGACUGCUGGUGCACAUCUAUUUUAUUAAUGUAUGCACUUAUUUUUAACAAUAAAUAUAUAAUAACAAAUGUGUGACUUUCAGUCUGUGUGUUUAUUUUUACUUUUUUUUUUCUUUUUACAAAUCAGGAAAGUGAUGUUUACAAUGUAUCCCCAUUUUUCCAAACAUCUGGUUCGCCCGUACUUUCUUUGUACAACCCGUCAAAUGCAAACGUUUAGAAAUACAGUAACCGUCUUUGUUAUUCAUGUAAAUAAAAAUACUCUUACAUAAUGUGUGUACACUGUGUAAUUGCUGAUGCUUAUCUGCGCACUUCUGCACUAACAUACACAGUGUUGACAAUGUGUGCGUUACAUCACUGCACUAAUGCUGCAAUACACCACCCAGUAAUGACCUCUUAUGUAAUCAUCAUCAAUAGCUCCGCCGUGAAAGCACAGAUAACUGUAUAGCGAGUGUAAGCGCUGUUUAAAAUACUCCUGCGGACGUUUGAGUAAUUUCAACAUUGUUACAAUUUCGAGUACUUUCAGUGCGUCUCUUUACUAACGUUACUUGACAAGUAUUAAUGAAUUUCAUAUCGAAAACUACAAGUUCAGAGUGUUCACGCUCUAAUCUGUGGCCUACCUUCUUAAAGAUAACAUAAAAGGCCAUAAAGCAGUAAAUGAUGCUACACGAACCCCAAGUAACUUGGACAGACCCUGUCCCUCUCUCCCUCAGUCCACACAGGGUCACACCAUGAGACUGGUGCUCCCUAACCCAGGACUGGAUCUCAGGAUUCCUAACCAUGAGGACCUGGACAGGAUUGAGAAGGAAGAGGCCGGCGGGAGGCAGAAGUGGGACAACAAAGCCCAGUACAUCCUGACCUGCGUGGGCUUCUGCAUUGGGCUGGGGAACGUGUGGAGGUUUCCUUACCUGUGC
Molecule: messenger RNA, 3299 nt
Organism: Cynoglossus semilaevis (tongue sole)
Lineage: Eukaryota; Metazoa; Chordata; Actinopteri; Pleuronectiformes; Cynoglossidae
Product: sodium-dependent neutral amino acid transporter B(0)AT1-like
Exons: 12
Coding region: 172-2010 (612 amino acids)
Biological process (GO): nitrogen compound transport; neutral amino acid transport; sodium ion transmembrane transport
Cellular component (GO): apical plasma membrane; brush border membrane; plasma membrane
Molecular function (GO): neutral L-amino acid transmembrane transporter activity
Source: RefSeq, a predicted model, not a curated record